Messenger RNA from Monosiga brevicollis MX1, 2766 nucleotides. RefSeq lists its product as uncharacterized. The transcript is spliced from 15 exons. NCBI's taxonomy places the organism in Eukaryota, Choanoflagellata, Craspedida, Salpingoecidae. The record is from RefSeq and is a predicted model, not a curated record. The coding region runs from base 1 to 2766 and encodes 921 amino acids.
AUGGCCGACCCACACUUUUCACGCUCCGCGAGCACCUCUGUGAGGUCUGCCGUCACCCCUACCGCCUUGGACGAUGUCCAGCCGUUUCGCCAGUCUCCCUCCCCGCCACCCACAGCGUCAACCCCGAUCAACGGCUCAGUACCGGCAGCACUCGGUGCUCCAACAGAGUCGCCCCCUCAAACAACUGACUCGGCCCACAGUAAUCCCACCGCUCCAGACGCCCCCGCACCUUCGGCAAUGUCGGUUGGCACCAACGCCCAAAAGGCAGACUUAUUGCCCAAGGCCGAUCGCUCCUCUCCCAAAGCAAACUGGGAAAAGCAGCCGCGCUGGAUCCAGCAUCUGAAUCGCCUCUCUGCCAUCAAGCUUCCCGUCAAGCUCUUUUCUCGCCGCCCGCUGCGCCUCCACCAGACCGUCGUGAGCCCCGAAUACCUUCACGAUCCACUGCACAAGGAAUACAUUUUCCACGAGCACGCUGAAGUUUCAGCCGGAGAGCUCUUCUACGAUCUCGUUUUCGUUGCGACUCGCUUCCACAUUGGCACGCCGUAUUCAAUUUUGGUCUUCCUCAUCAUGCUUGGCACGCUCGGCCACGCUAUUCAUGCCGUCAAUCAAACGGAAGACGAUCUCGAAACGGGCUUUGGCAAGAACGACGACCUCAUCUUUGGCUCCCUGCUCCUAACGCGCAUCUGCUUCCUUUUCAUCUAUAUAUUCAUCUAUGCCAAGAUUGAUCUUGCCCGCCCCAUGCUCAAGAAGUAUUCCUUGUUCUUCUUCUUGUCCUCGAUCCUAUUGAUCGUGGCCACUGCUGUGCCAGAUACCGAAACAGCCUUUGCUUGCUGGAUUCUGAUGCUGGCAGUGGAGAUUUUCAUGUAUCCCAUCACUCUGCUGACGACGCCGCACGACUACCAGCUAACGGUGAACACGGCGCAUCUGCUCGAGCGCAACCAGCUUUGGGUCAUCCUCAUUCUCGGCGAGUCGAUCAUCUCCAUCGCCACUGCGCAACACACGCGGGACCUAGAGUACUACGUCGUUGCCAUCGGCUCUUUCCUUAUUGCCUAUUGGCUGAUGCGUUUUCACAACUACUCUCAGCACUUGUUCGACGAGCGAGCCGAGGAACACGCGCUCGAUCACAGUCCUUGGAUGGGGUUCAUCUUCGACUUGCUUCAGCUCAUUAUUACGAGUGGCAUGCUAAUCAUGGCCGUGGGCAUCAAGUUUGCCAUUACAUACAACGGCAAAAAUGCUUACGGUUACCACCAAGAAUACGCCUGGACCUUGACAGUGUCUCUCGGUGUGACGCUGAUUACCAUGAACUUAUCCCGGGUUUGCCACAAGCUGCGUCCGUUAAAGGUCUGCGGCAAAGAAACUGGUCGUUAUACCGUCAUUGGCAUCGAGCUGGUCUUGAGCAUGGCCGUGAUUCCUCUAGCAGCGCUUAUUGAAGAUGCACACAAGGUGUAUGAAAUCAACGCGACCACUGGCGAGGAGGAGUAUUACUAUGAGGGAGGCUCGGUGUUUCAGGCCGUCCACCUUAUUUUGGUCCUAACAGGUUCGAGUUGUGGACUUGAUGUCUCUCUCUCUUGUGUGUGUGUGUGUGUGUGUGUGUGUGUGUGUGUGUGUGUGUGUGUGCGCGCGCGCGUGUUAAGGAUCAUUGUCGGUUUGCUGCUGCUGCUCGAGACACGUGUCAAGGCGGCAGACGACGACCAAGCUCUUCGCGAGGAUUUCCAACAGUCCAAGGCAACACAAACCGAGCUAACCUCGUUCUCCAACCUCGAACGGCGCCAAGCGCAAGCACUUGCCGUGCGUCGCCAACGCGAGCAGGAACAUGCAGACAGUCACCAUCAUUGGUACAACUUUUGGCGUCACCACCAUCGCGAUCACUCGCCGUCGAGUCCUGGCGUACACAGCCAUCGCUUUCGUUUCUUCAAUCGAAGCCGGGGUAAUCUAUCCCUAUCACACGACACCGACUUGGCCAGCCCCGAGUCUGGUUACGGACGGCAAAGCAGCAUCACGCACCGUUCCGCGUCUGAUUUGCAAGAUGCAAGCAUGCGCUCGCAGCCUCGAAAACGCAGCGGUCUGCGCUCCUCUGCGUCCAUGCCAUCCUUCCAGCCCGAGGAGCCAGAAACUCCAAAGGGUGAUAAGCCCAAACAGCUGGGCUUUUAUGCUGGGGCAGAGAGCACCACCUCGCUGGAUCAGGCGUCAAGUACCGAGGAUCUGCAUUUGCAGCUCGGUCAGGCCGAGGGUGGACCGGGCUUCGGCCGCUCUCGCAAGCCACGCACUUCCCUCAUUCCGCGUCUCAGCAGUGUCUCCGAGAGCAUGCACGAGGAUCCUGAACAGCUUUCCACGCGUGGCAAGAUGGCCGUGCCACCUCGUCGGGCCAUGUCGCUCGGCACGACUGAGCGCGAGCGCUCGCAAUCCGCCGUGUCAGCCAUGCAGCGCAUUCGUCGCCAACGCGCGCAAGUUGAGCGACUGCCGUCGGUGGGGUCGGGUGAACUGACGCGCAACGAUCACAGUAGCGCAUCCCUUCGACGAUUUAGCCUCUUUCAUCGAAGCAAUCAUCCCUCCACGGACAAUUUCCUGCAGGAAAUGGAGGACGAAGUCUUUUACAUUGCGGAGGAAGGUCCCGAUCCAGUUGGUGGUCCCGCCCCCACCAACAAGACCGAGCUCGCCCUCAACGGCGAAUCAUUCGACGGAGUUUUCAUUGACAUCCAGGUGCACGACCAGGACCAGCCACAAGCGGCGCAUGAAGCAACGUUGCGUAGCAGCAGCGAAGCAUAG